This is a messenger RNA of Ipomoea triloba (trilobed morning glory), 847 nucleotides long. RefSeq lists its product as uncharacterized. NCBI's taxonomy places the organism in Eukaryota, Viridiplantae, Streptophyta, Magnoliopsida, Solanales, Convolvulaceae. Bases 90 to 575 code for a protein of 161 amino acids. The record is from RefSeq and is a predicted model, not a curated record. The transcript has a single exon.
CUAUAUAAAGCAAUAACCAUAGUGGACCUAACAUUUUUCUUUCUUUUCUCACACAAACGUAUCAACCACUCUCUUCAAUAACGUCUUCCAUGGCCGCAAGGAAGAGCUUCCUCUUCUUCGGAGUCCCGGAGAGCGUAACUCCGAUGACGCCGGCCUCCGGCGGUCCGCAGUUCGAGUUCGACGAGUCCGACGUUUGGAGCAACAACAGCAACGGCUUUAACAACGACGUCGUAUCCUCGUCCGACACGACGACGAGACGGUCGGCGAUACCGAGCUCGCGUGCGGCGGCGAAGAAGUCGUCGGCGGCGAAGGCGAGAGGCGUGGAUCGCCCGGCGUCAUUGCCGGUGAACAUACCGGACUGGUCGAAGAUCCUGGGAGGCGAGUACAAGGAUCGGCGGCGAGAGAGCGAGGACGAGGACGAGGACGAGGACGGAAGAGUGCCGCCGCACGUUUAUCUGGCGAGGACUAGGGUUGCUUCGUUGUCGGUGCACGAAGGUAUUGGGAGGACGCUCAAGGGGAGGGAUUUGAGUAGAGUUAGAAAUGCUAUUUGGAAACAAACUGGUUUUGAAGAUUAAUUUAGUAAGUAAUUACUUAUAAUUAAUUACCAAAUUAGGAUUAAGUUAAGGAAUUAAGGGGAGAUGAUAAUGGAUCAUAUUUCAUCUCAUCACCCAAUAAGUUUUUUUUUUUUUUUUUUUUUUUGGUGGUUCUGAACUAUAUGUAUCGGUCUCAUUUUGAUCCUCUGGAUUUGUGAGUCAUUUUAUUGCGACUUCAAAUUCAGAGGAUUCAUCUUUAUCGGAUCUAUGUAAAUGUUAUCCAGAUUAUGUAUGGAAAUUAAUGUUCUCGUAUU